Spodoptera litura is the source of this 1395-nucleotide messenger RNA. RefSeq lists its product as uncharacterized. Gene Ontology annotation, molecular function: DNA binding. Gene Ontology annotation, cellular component: nucleus; transcription regulator complex. NCBI's taxonomy places the organism in Eukaryota, Metazoa, Arthropoda, Insecta, Lepidoptera, Noctuidae. Gene Ontology annotation, biological process: regulation of transcription by RNA polymerase II. The record is from RefSeq and is a predicted model, not a curated record.
AGUCCCGCCACAAUCGCACGUCCGUUCCCACAAUAAUUCAAAAUGUUUGGAAUAGACACCGAAGCACUCAUUCUCGCAGUGAAAAAACGUCCAUCAUUGUACAAUAAAAACGACCCUUAUUACUACAACAAUAAGAAACAUAAAUCUAGAUUGUGGUUUGAGGUGUGCAAAGAAGUGUUUUCUGCCUGGGACAACUUCAAGCCGCAAACCAAGGUUGAACAAGGUCACGAACUGCAAAAACGCUGGAAGAGUCUUCGCACAUGCUUCACUAGGGAACUCAGUCUUCAAAAGAGAGAGCAAUCCGAACCAUCGAAGAAAAGAAAAAGAAAGAGAUAUGAAUAUUUCAACACAAUGUCCUUUCUAUUAGAAACAGGAGAUGAUGAAGAGAGAACAAGCAACACAGCUAAGGACUGUGAAAGUGAUGAUUCCUCAUCAGAUCCUUUAGAAAGUAUUAAGAAUGAACCGUCAGUUUAUGAGGCAUCACUACAGACAGAUAACUCCGCCCAUUUCGAGUUAGAAACCGAAAUCCCAGCGCAGGCUGGGACAACGACCGCUUCAUACUUAAGACCUGUGUACGACAGAAGUGACAAUUUGGAAGAUAAAAUUCUAGAUAUGUUGAAGGAAAUAAAGAAGGAUGAAGAAGAUGAGGACAGGCAAUUCAUGCUUUCAUUAGUUCCAAGCUUUCGGAAGUUGAAAGCGAAACAGAAGUUUGAAGCGAGGAUUGAAAUCUUAAGAGUGUUGAAGGAUAUCACGUUUCAAGAUGAUGAUGAACAGAAAAAUUCGCAGAAUUGAGGAAGAAACGUUUAAAUUCUGACUUAAACUGCGUUUAUUAUCGAGCUAACGAGAUUUGGACAUGAUUCCUUAGAUUAAUCAUGAUGUAGGUUCUAUCUUUGAGUAGUGUUUCAACAAAUUCUGGUAGACAGCAUUCACACGUGAAUUAAAAAUGGUAGUUAACUGACAAUGAUGAGAAAUGUGUUGACUCAAUUGAUCUGAAACGAACUGUAACUUGUAGACCUAUCAUUAACUGAAGAUUUGUGAAGAUAUAGGUUAGUAGGUACCAUACCAUUUUUAAUAUAAACACUGGUUUAAGUUACAUUUGAUUGAACUAAUACAUCUUUUCAAAGUGUUUGACAUUAAAAAUAUACAUUAGGGUGAAUUUAUUUGAACAGUUUUCGAUGAUUCGGUUCAAAAUGUUUAUGGUAGUGUGAAAAACAUUUAACAUAGAGCAGAGAUUAAAUCGGAUCAUUGCUUUUUCGUUUGAAAACUAAUUUGCAAUUUGUUCAGUAAACUAGAACGUAGUUUCAUGACCCAGAUUUUAUAGGCAGAUAAGUAUCUAAUUAACGUCUUGUUUAUAUUUACGAGUACAUUUGAAUUAAAUAGUAUUUUAAAAAGAGA